This is a messenger RNA of Acanthisitta chloris (rifleman), 873 nucleotides long. Its product is annotated as arylamine N-acetyltransferase, pineal gland isozyme NAT-3-like. The transcript has a single exon. The record is from RefSeq and is a predicted model, not a curated record. Gene Ontology annotation, molecular function: acetyltransferase activity. Bases 1 to 873 code for a protein of 290 amino acids. Lineage: Eukaryota; Metazoa; Chordata; Aves; Passeriformes; Acanthisittidae.
AUGGAUAUCAAGGAGUAUUUUGCCAGAAUUUCUUACCGGGGCUCCCCCAAUAAGCCGGACCUGGGUACCAUGUCAGAUAUAUUACAGCACCAUGUCCAGUCUGUCCCUUUUGAAAACCUCAGCAUCCACUGUGGGGAAAGCAUUGAGCUGGAUCUGGAAGCAACCUACAACAAGAUAGUGAAGAAGAACCGUGGGGGCUGGUGCAUGGAAAACAACUACCUUUUAUCUUGGGUCCUGAAAAGUCUUGGCUACAAUGUCAUCCUUCUGGGAGCAAAAGUUUAUGUCCCUGAGCAUCAGGCAUAUGCAGAUGAAAUUGAUCACCUGCUGCUACAAGUGGUGCUUGAUGGCAAAUCCUACAUUGUGGAUGGGGGGUUUGGGAUGGCCUACCAGAUGUGGCAGCCAAUGGAGCUGAUUUCAGGGGUGGAUCAGCCACAGACUCCUGGGAUCUUUCGCUUCCAGGAGGAGAGUGGGACCUGGUACCUUGAGAAGGUGAAAAGGAAGCAGCAGGUAAACAACCAAAGCGACUCCACUUCCCAAAAUGUGGAAAAUGAAGUUUGCCGUCGGGUUUAUUUCUUUACUCUUCAGCCACGAGACAUCGAAGAGUUCAGAGGCUGCAACACCCACCUGCAGACAGACCCCGGCUCGCUCUUCGUCACCAAGUCUAUCUGCAGCCUGCAGACUGCUGAUGGCAUCCGGGCACUGGUGGGGUUGAAGCUCACUGAGAUGAAGUACAAUUAUAGGGAUAAUAUGGAUCUUAUGGAAAUCAGAAUCCUCACAGAUGAAGAAAUAGAGAAAACACUGAAAGAGAAAUUCAAUGUAACACUAGACAAGAAAUUUGUACCUACCAAUUCAAGCAACUUGUCUCUGUUCUAA